Paramisgurnus dabryanus is the source of this 1364-nucleotide messenger RNA. RefSeq names its product BPTF-associated chromatin complex component 1. Gene Ontology annotation, cellular component: NURF complex; MLL1 complex. NCBI's taxonomy places the organism in Eukaryota, Metazoa, Chordata, Actinopteri, Cypriniformes, Cobitidae. The record is from RefSeq and is a predicted model, not a curated record.
CGGCUGAAAUUCAGACCAAUAAGCGUCUGUGUAUGGCAGUAUCAUCUUUAUGGCGCAUUUGUGUUGUUCGUUUAGUUAAAAAUGCUUUUGUUAUUGUUUCGUGAUGUAAACAGUUUUGUUACAAAUAAGUAUCGCGGUGUUUUCGGUUAGUCACUGAUGCCAAAGUCAGCUAGCUAAACCGCAUUUCCAACCGCAGUCCUGUGUAAAUCAAAAUUAUGACUUCAGCGUCCACUAAGGUUGGUGAGAUAUUUUCUGCAGCUGGAGCUGCGUUUACAAAAUUAGGAGAGCUAACCAUGCAACUGCAUCCAGUAGCAGAUAUGAGUCCAGCAGGGGCACAAAUGAAAACAACAGUCAAGAGGAAGAUUUAUGAAGACAGUGGAGUUUUAUCUACUGAUUUUCCAAAGAAGAGUACCAAAAAGGUACCUGUUUCUAUGGCUCCCCCUGCACCACCUAAAGUCAUUGCUGUGCCAACAUCUCAGGUUGUGGUGACUGCGGGUUUACAGGGUUCAACCACACGUCCAUCUAGCAUUAAGUCAUCAAAGACAGCUGAGGUCACCCUCAGUGCACUGAAUGACUCUGAUGCAAACAGUGAUCUGGUAGAUAUAGAAGGGCUAGGUGAUGGCUCCACGUCUAAAAAGCUUAAUUUCGAUCAAGACAGUCUAAAUCUUGACUCCAGUCUCAUCAUGAAUUCCAGUGACCUGCCUCUGUUAUCACGUUGAAAUUCAAAAUUUUACAGCCGUGUAUCAUGAAUUGAAAAAUGAAAUGAAACUGAAUCCUGUCCCCUCAGUGAGGGUUCAUUUCAACCCAAGAAACUGUUGAGUUCUGAAAUGUGGAGUUUUUUUAUCUUCAGGAAGACACUUUUUUUUGUGAUCGUGAAGGAAGGGAUCACUUAUUGUACUAGAAGUUCUGAAAUCUUAUAAAUCAUGCUACAUAAGUGCUCUUUGUCUAAAAUGUGUUAAUUUGUAAAUUGUUAGAGCAGUAUUGUACCUGUUUUUAACCAUUAUUGAUGAAGAAUUUAUAUACAUAGCUUUGGGGAAAAGCUAAAUUGCUUGCAUUGCAAUAUUGGUCACCAAGGCAAAAUAUUUUUUUCAUGUACUUUUGAUAAUACCUUAGGUCAUUGUCUUGUAUAUUAUUUAAUAGCAUUUUUACACACAAAAGAUGCCAUCUCCAAUAGUGAAAAUUUUAUUAACAGGAAGUGCUUUAAUCACAUCGAUCCUUUCCAAAGUUUCAACUUCUACGUGCAUAGUUGUAGCCUUAGCCAGAGUCAUUUAUUUUUUUAGCAUUAUCUCAUCAACUUUCCAAUGUUUGCAAUGUUUUUUUUGUGUGAGGAGGGAAAAUUUACAAAGAAGUCACCUUUCAAUAUU